Messenger RNA from Gryllus bimaculatus (two-spotted cricket), 1077 nucleotides. Lineage: Eukaryota; Metazoa; Arthropoda; Insecta; Orthoptera; Gryllidae. The record is from the annotation of a GenBank genome assembly.
AUGGGCAGUGCUGGGAGACUAAAUGAAGCUCUGGAGCAACAGGCUCAAGCAGAAGAAAGGGCAAGGAGAGCAGAGGCUGCAGUUGCUUCUCUCCAGGAGACACUUAGUGGUGUGUUGCAACGUCUUAGUCAACUGGAGGAAAAAGAAAAAGAGAAGGAAGUUCGAAUAGCAUCACUGGAAUCUCUUCAGAGCAAACCUGGCUUGGGAAGUGGUUCUCAGAAACCUCUUGGAGGGGGGAAGAUGAAAAGAGAGCCAUGUACUAGGGCAAAUAGAGAUGGUCCUUAUUCAGCACCAGCACCCAAUUCUUCAUCUAAAGAUGCAGAUUCUUCAGAUAACCCCACUGCUUCAGCUUCCCCAUCUGCAAAGCAAGAUGAUGAUGAUGAUGAUGAUGUGGAUACAGGGUUGCUUAAAGCAGCAAGGGAAGGGAAGUCAGAAGAAAUGUUGCGGUUGAUUGAGUCAGGUGCUAAGGUAGACGCACGAGAUGGUCAGAAAGAUACUCCUCUCAUUAUUGCUGCCAGAGAGGGUCAGGUAGAGUGUGUGUCACUUCUGAUUGAUGUUGGGGCAAACUUAAAUAGUUUCAACAUAGGAAGAAUUGGAGCUUUGCAUUUUGCAGCACGGAAUGGUCAUGAUGAAGUAUUGAAUUUGCUUUUGACAAAAGGUGUAAAUUUAGAUAUGAGAACAGCAAAUGGAAUGACUGCUCUUUCCUUUGCAGCCAAUUAUUGCAGUAGUAUGUGUGUGUCAUUACUGCUUCAAUAUGGUGCUCAGGUUGAUGUGAGAGACAAUAUAGGAAGAACCCCUUUGGCAUUAGCUUGCAGUACUGGUCAUAGAGGAUGUGUCCAGUUACUGUUGCAAAGUGGGGCAGAUGUGGAUAAAAGGGACUUCGAGGGUAGGACUGCAUUACAUCGAGCUGUGAUUAGCAACAGUAUGGAUUGUGCAACUCUCUUGCUAGAAGCUGGUGCUGAUGUUAAUUGUGUUGACAAGUUUGACCGCACACCACUAUGUUACACGUUCAUGUCAGGAAAUGCGGAUUUGAAAGAUCUCUUGCUGUCAGCUGGAGCUGGCCCCAACAAUUUCUAA